AAUAAUAUAUCCCGAUCCAUCAACCGGUCAAUUCCAUCCAUUAUCCGUUGAGCGUAGAAACACCGUGAGAGAGAGAGGCGGCGAGCGGGUUCGGAGUGGAGCGAUUAGGGCUUUCUUUCUCUCGCCUUCGGAAAUUGUGGUCGAUCCUCCGCUAUGUCGCCCCCGAAUCCCUCACCGACCUCCGUAAAAGAAGAAGCCGAAGAAGAGGAAGGGGUCGAAAAUCCAGAAGAAAAGAAGCAGGUCGAGAAAAAAGUAGCAGCAGAGAAAGCGGCGGUGAGAAAACAAGAAAACCAGGUCGAGAAAAGCCAGGCUUCUGCGCCGUCCCCAAUGUCCCCAAUCCCUUUAAUCCACCAUUUUUCCAAUCUCAGCGCCGCCCUCUCCGAAUUCGUCCGCCAAUGGGACGGCCUCCUGCAGUUCCUGGACUCCAUCAGGGCCUCCAUCGAUGCUCGCUUCAAGGAGCUUCACGCCCUCCAAAUCCCUGACGGCGAGAAAGCGGCCGCCGUGGCGGUGAAAGAAGAAGCAAAGUCCGGCCGAGAAAAGCCAUCGCUGGAUGAACCCCGAGCGGAACUCCACUCCAUCUGCGAGACCAUGGGCAGCCGCUUCCUCCGCAAGUUCGUCACCACCCACCUCUCCGAACUCGAUUGGCUCCGCAGAGAAAUUCCCGCCGCUCUUCGGCGCGCCCCCAGCCCGGCCAGGCUAGUCUUCGAUUCCAUCGGGCGGUUCUACCUUCAGGGCAGCAAGGCCUAUGAGCGCAAUCCCACGGUGAUUGUCGGCCGCCGUGCCUGCAUUCUUAUUCUGGAGUUUUACGUCCUCUCAGGUUUACCCUCGGUGGUCGAAUCCUCUGUCAAGCAGGAUGCUACCGUGGCUGCCCUCGCCUGGAGGAGCAGGCUUGUUGCAGAGGGUGGUGUCAAGUCCGCGACAGCUGUGGAUGCUCUGGGCCUGGCUCUUUUUGUCGCAUCGUUUGGCAUCCCGAAUGAUUUUGGGUGCGACGUAAUGUAUGACCUGCUUCGGUUGAGCAAUCUGAAGAAGAAAGCUGAUGUCUUCCAGCAAUCCCCUAUCCUCCGCGAGAAGAUACCAGAUAUCAUUGAAGAAUUGCUAAGCAAGGACAUGCAUGUCGAAGCAGUUCACCUGGCUUGUGCUUUUGGGCUGGAGGAGAAAUUUCCCCCUAUCCCUUUGCUGUCUUCUGUUUUACAGAAAUCAGUGCAGACUGCAAAAGAAGAACAAAGAGGACAAUCACUGGAAGUAGCCAAUAAAAAGCAGUUAGCAGUGCUGAAAUCAGUAGUUAAAUGUGUGGAGAAUAACAAGCUCGAUCCCUCUGAGAUUGCUAGUUUUAAUUUAUAUCAGAAAAUUGCUACUUUAGAAAAAGAUAUUGCAAAAGGUAAGCAGCACUUGAAAAAUAAAAUCUUCAAGCGAAAGGCUGAGGAGGUUGGAUCCUUGAACCAACCAGAAACACAAGCUAAACGUCCUUGGCCUUCUCCAGCAGAAGCAUCUCCUGGGGUUCCCCCUCGUCUACCUAUGCAAACUCAGGUGCAGAGGAGUCCCACACUAUCUGAUACUAGCGGUUUAUACAAUGGCCUUAUCCGGCAAAGCAUGUAUGAUGGUGGAUUCAUGGGGUCGCAUUAUAGAAGUGGCAUGGAAAUACUGACAGGAGGUGUGCAUGGUUCAGGAGUUGGCAGUAGUCUUGAACCUUCUUCUGCAGCAGAUGGUGCUGGAUUAACCCUAGGAAACAAUGUGGGGUCAUACGCAAACAUCACUGGAGGUUCCUAUGGGCGGCAUCAGGAUGGAGCACCUGAUGAAAGAUCCGAUGCACAGGGCUAUUCAGGUUUUGCACCUUCAGCAGGCUGGAUGGAUCCAUCAGCAGCUGCAGCGCAAAGUUUAUUUCAACCACAGGCUUCAUCCCUUGGCACUGAAACGAGGAGCUCAGGCUCUAAUCUGUAUCGCUUUGCAGAUAUUGUUUUGAAGCGCGAGUCAGACUACAACCCCAGCAAAAGCAACACUAUGCCCAGUACCACCAACCCUGGCUAUUACUCGUCUUACCUGAGCUGAGAAAGUGCUUAUUUUUGCUAUUUAUUUUCUUGUAAUACUUAAACAAUUAGUUGAAUCUUCUAGCUGGAUGCUCAUCAUAUCAAAAGAUCAGUUGCAAUAUCAAUUGACUCCUGUUAAAUCCCCAGGUCGGUUGUCAUUUUCUUAGACAUGGUUUGCUGAAUAUUUAGGCUGUUCUUCAGUUAUAUGUAAAUUUUGGUCUCUUAGUCAUC
This is a messenger RNA of Elaeis guineensis (African oil palm), 2255 nucleotides long. Its product is annotated as protein FRIGIDA. Lineage: Eukaryota; Viridiplantae; Streptophyta; Magnoliopsida; Arecales; Arecaceae. The record is from RefSeq and is a predicted model, not a curated record.